ACCGAGCGGAGGAACUUUCCUAAGGCAGAGGCUUUUAGGACGCGGGCCCCGCAACCAGAUGGUCCGCAGGAGAAACGCCAGCUCCAGCCGCAGCACCCGGAGCGGCAGAGCCCCGCCGAGCCGCAGGGACUGAGCCGGCGCAGGGGGGGGCAGCGCAGCAGCCGCGGUGCCCAGCGCCAGAGCCCGAGGCGGGGUCUGGAGCCCCCCACCCCGACGGCGGCAGCUCGAUCCUCUGCCGGGGGGGCCCCCUGCGCCGUCUUCUCCUCCCCGCAUCCCCCUUUGCUUUCAUGCAACGCCUGGUGGCCUGGGACGCAGCAUGCCUCCCCAUCCAGCCGCCCGCCUUUAAAUCCAUGGAAGUGGCGAAUUUCUAUUACGAGGCGGACUGUCUGGCUGCUCUCAACAAGCUGCACCCGCGGGCGGCCGGGGGCCGCUCCAUGACCGAGCUGACCGUAGGGGACCACGAGCGAGCCAUCGACUUCAGCCCCUACCUGGACCCCUUAGCAUCCCAGCAGCCGGCGCAGCCGCCUCCUCCCGCAGCAGCAGCAGGGGGCAACUUUGAGCCUCCGUGCAGCAGCGGCGGCGGCCAAGAUUUCCUUUCCGAUCUCUUCGCCGAGGACUAUAAAGGCAGCGGCGGCAAGAAGCCCGACUACACCUACAUCAGCCUCGGCCGGCACGGCCACCCGUGCGGCAGCCAGAGCCACAAGCCGGGGGGGCUGCCGGGCUGCUUCCCGCCGCAGAUCGUGGAGACCAAAGCCGAGCCGGUCUUCGAGACCCUGGACUCUUGCAAAGGGCCCCGUAAGGAAGAAGGGGGGGCCGGGCCGGGACCGGGGGGCAUGUCCUCGCCCUACGGCAGCACCGUGCGCUCCUACCUGGGCUACCAGUCGGUGCCGAGCGGCAGCAGCGGGAACCUGUCCACCUCGUCCUCCUCCAGCCCCCCCGGCACCCCCAACCCCUCCGAGUCCUCCAAGUCGGCCGCGGCGGCGGGGGCUACUCGGCCCCCCCCCGCGGGCAAGAACAAGCCCAAGAAGUGCGUGGACAAGCACAGCGACGAGUACAAGCUGCGCCGGGAGAGGAACAACAUCGCGGUGCGCAAGAGCCGCGACAAAGCCAAAAUGCGCAACCUGGAGACGCAGCACAAAGUCUUGGAACUGACGGCCGAGAACGAGCGGCUGCAGAAGAAGGUGGAGCAGCUCUCCCGGGAGCUCAGCACCCUCAGGAACUUGUUCAAACAGCUGCCCGAGCCCCUGCUCGCCUCCUCGCCGCGCUGCUGACCCCCUUUCCCCGGGGCCGGCCGGAGGGGAGCGCCGGUGGCCGGCUCCCCGCUGCGCCCCCUCCCCGCCGGGGGAGCC
Molecule: messenger RNA, 1349 nt
Organism: Cygnus olor (mute swan)
Lineage: Eukaryota; Metazoa; Chordata; Aves; Anseriformes; Anatidae
Gene: CEBPB
Product: CCAAT enhancer binding protein beta
Biological process (GO): regulation of transcription by RNA polymerase II; regulation of cell differentiation; DNA-templated transcription
Molecular function (GO): RNA polymerase II cis-regulatory region sequence-specific DNA binding; DNA-binding transcription factor activity, RNA polymerase II-specific
Source: RefSeq, a predicted model, not a curated record